Molecule: messenger RNA, 3658 nt
Organism: Impatiens glandulifera
Lineage: Eukaryota; Viridiplantae; Streptophyta; Magnoliopsida; Ericales; Balsaminaceae
Product: CHD3-type chromatin-remodeling factor PICKLE-like
Exons: 30
Coding region: 1-3600 (1199 amino acids)
Biological process (GO): negative regulation of transcription by RNA polymerase II; chromatin remodeling
Cellular component (GO): nucleus; chromatin
Molecular function (GO): ATP hydrolysis activity; ATP binding; histone binding
Source: RefSeq, a predicted model, not a curated record
AUGAAGGAAAUGUCAAGCCUGGUGGAGAGACUUCGGGCUAGAACAGAUCGAAAGCCUAAAUACAACAUUCAAGAUUUUGGUGAUGAUGAUGAUGAUAUCAUGCGCCGCCGAAAACAACGCUCUGAAAUUCAGAUUUUUCAAAGGAUAAUUAGAGAUGAUAAGAAAGAUGAUUCUUGUCAAAUAUGUGAUGAAAGUGGGAGACUUCUAUCCUGUGAGACUUGUACUUACUCCUUUCAUCCAAAAUGUUUGGUUCCCCAAUUGAAAACUCCUCUUCCUAGAAACUGGAGGUGUCCUGAAUGUGUAAGCCCUUUAAUUGAUAUUGAAAAGAUCCUAGACUCCAAAAUACGUCCUAUAGUCCCAGAUGAUAGUGACUCUACAGAGAUGAGUUCUGGUCAAUUGCCUGUGAGACAUUACCUGAUCAAGUGGAAAGGAUUAUCUUAUCUUCAUUGCACAUGGGUGUCUGAGAAAGAGUUUCAUAAGGCUUAUAAGGAAUAUCCUCAUUUGAAGACAAAAGUGAAAAAUUUUCACAAACGGUCUACAAUUCAUGACCCUGAGGAUGAAUAUUUUGGUAUUAGAACCGAAUGGACUACUGUGGACCGCAUAGUAGCCUGCAGGGGUGACGACGAUGAGAAAGAGUAUUUUGUGAAAUGGAAAGAGCUUUCGUAUGAUGAAUGUUAUUGGGAAUUUGAGUCAGAUAUUUCAUCGUUUCAGAAUGAAAUUGACAAAUUCAACAACAUUCAGCGAAGGCGUCGAACCAAAUGCAAUGUUAAUACUCUGGAUGCUAAUGAAGAGGAAAAGAGAGCAAAUGAUUUUCAGCCAUUUGAACACAAUCUUGAUUUUAUUUCUGGAGGCUCACUCCAUCCAUAUCAACUUGAUGGGUUGAAUUUCUUGCGUUUUUCAUGGUCCAAACAAACACAUGUCAUACUGGCAGAUGAGAUGGGCCUUGGCAAAACCAUACAGAGUAUUGCAUUUUUAGCGUCUUUAUUUAAAGAUAACAUCCAUCCACAUUUAGUGGUAGCACCUCUGUCUACAUUGCGCAACUGGGAACGCGAAUUUGCAACGUGGGCUCCUCAAAUGAAUGUAGUUAUGUAUGUUGGUUCUGCUGAAGCACGCUCUGUCAUAAGGAAGUACGAGUUCUACUUCCCUAAAAGCUCUAAAAAUAAAAAGAAGUCUGGUCAGACUGUAGGCGAAAGAAAAGAUAGGAUCAAAUUUGAUGUCCUGUUGACAUCAUAUGAGAUGAUAAACAUCGAUAGUUCAUUAUUUAAAUCAGUUCAAUGGGAGUGCAUGAUUGUUGAUGAGGGCCAUCGUCUAAAGAAUAAGGAUUCAAAACUAUUUGCUUCUCUAAUUCAGUGUGUAAGCAAGCACCGAGUGCUUUUAACUGGAACUCCACUUCAGAAUAAUCUGGAUGAACUUUUCAUGCUGAUGCACUUUCUUGAUAAUAGAAAGUUUGGAAGUUUAAAGGAGUUUCAGGAGGAGUUUAAGGAUAUUAAUCAAGAGGAGCAGAUUUUGCGUCUUCACACAAUAUUGGCUCCCCAAUUCCUUAGAAGAGUGAAGAAAGAUGUGAUGAAGGAGCUACCUCCGAAAAAGGAACUUAUUUUACGUGUAGAUUUGAGUAGCAAACAGGAAGAGUAUUACAAGGCUAUCCUGUCUCGAAACUACGACAUAUUAACUCGAAAAGCUGGAGCACAGUUCUCACUUAACAACGUGGUAAUGGAAUUACGCAAACUCUGCUGUCAUCCAUAUAUGCUCGAGGGUGUUGAACCUAAUAUACCAGAUCUAAAGGAGUCUUUCAAACAAUUGUUAGAAUCAUCUAAGAAGUUACAACUACUGGACAAGUUGAUGUUGAAACUUAAAGAGCAAGGUCAUAGAAUUCUGAUUUAUUCACAGUUUCAACACAUGCUGGACAUUCUGGAAGAUUACCUAAUCCAUAGAAAAUGGCAAUAUGAAAGGAUAGAUGGCAAAGUUGGAGGAGCCGAGAGGCAAAUAAGAAUAGACCGGUUUAAUGACAAUAACUCCUCCAGAUUUUGUUUUCUGUUAUCAACUAGAGCUGGGGGUGUGGGAAUAAAUUUAGCAACUGCUGACACAGUUAUCAUAUAUGACAGUGAUUGGAAUCCCCAUGCUGAUUUGCAAGCAAUGGCUAGAGCCCAUCGUCUUGGACAAACAAAUAAGGUACUUAUUUUAAGACUUGUAACAAGAGGUACCAUUGAAGAAAGGAUGAUGCAGAUAACAAAGAAAAAAAUGGUAUUAGAGCAUCUUGUUGUUGGAAAGCUAAAAUCACAUCACAUUAAUCAGGAAGAGUUAAAUGACAUCAUAAGGUAUGGUUCAAAGGAGCUAUUUGCUAAUGAACAAGAUGAAGUUGGAAAAUCCCGCCAAAUUCACUAUGAUGAUGCUGCAAUAGAUAGGUUACUUAAUCGUGAACAAGCUGGGGAUGAAGAGAAUAUUGUUGAUGAUGAGGAUGAUGAAUUCUUAAACACUUUUAAGGUAGCACACUUUAAUUAUGUUGAUGAACAGAUAGUCAAAACUGCUGAAGAUAUUUCUGCAAUCAACAAGCCCGAAACAAGUAGUUUUUGGGAAGAGCUUCUGAAAGAUAGAUGUGAAGAGCCUAAAUUGGACGAGCUUAGUGCUGUGAGGAAAAGGAAGAGAAGCCAAAAACUGAUUGAGUAUGUAAGCUCGGAUGAAGCUGAAUUAAGUGAUGCUAUUCCUGUUGGGAGGAUGACCUCUAGAAAGCGAGUUCAGGGUAUAUGGCAAUCUUCUAAUAACGAUUUUGAAACUUUUACAGUGGAUAGUUUGGAGUCAAUUCCUUUGAUGGAAGGUGAAGGAAAAUCAUUGAAGAUAAUGGGUUUCAAUCAAAAUCAAAGGGAUACCUUUGUCAAAAUUUUGAUGAGGUUUGGACUUGGUGAAUAUGACUGGGUGAAGUUCACUCCAAGAUUGAAUCAAAAGACUUACGAGGAAAUUAAGGAAUAUGGGGAUCUUUUUCUAGCUCACAUAUCUGAAGAGAUUACGGACACACCUACUUUUUCAGAUGGUGUGCCUAAGGAAGGGCUGAAAAUAGAUGAUUUGCUUGUAAGGAUUUCUUUGUUAUCAAUGAUGCGUGACAAAGUAAAAUCUGCAUCAGAAGAUCCUGGCCUUCCACUUUUUGAUGACGAGAUACUGCUUUGCUGCCCAGGCCUUAAAAACGGGAAGUCUUGGAAGGAAGAACAUGAUAAGUUGCUAUUGCGUGCUCAACUGAAGCAUGGUUAUGGGCGUUGGCAAGCAAUUGCGGACGACAAAGAAUUGAAGAUUGAAGAACUGAUUUGUGAGGAGCUGAAUCUUCCUUUAGUGAAUGAAACGGAGUUUCCUUCAGUGAACCAACACAGAGAAAAUAGAAGAAAGGUGGAGUUCGUUAAGAGACGGCUUCUUCUUUUGGAGACAGCGCUGACAUUGGAAUACCAAAAGGAAGUCUAUGGAUUUCCUGAUGUAUCAAUAAAAGUGGAAGAAGUUGAAUCUAAAAAUGCAGAGUCGCCAAAUAUGCAACAAUUUUUCUCUGCAGAAGAAAGCUCAGCAACAACAACUGAUAAUAAGCCUGAUCAAGGACUAUAUCCUUCAGAUUUUGAAGCAUAAUGCAUCAAUCUUCUAUGUUGUAAGCAGUUGCAGUAAAAUAUUACAAUUACUAUCUCUC